UCUGCCCAUGGAUGCCGCCGAAGAAGCAUCGUUAAAGUCUCUCUUCACCCUGCCGUCAUGUCUAAAUCAGAGUCUCCUAAAGAACCCAGACAGCUGAGGAAGCUCUUCAUUGGAGGGUUGAGCUUUGAAACAACCGAUGAGAGCCUGAGGAGCCAUUUUGAGCAAUGGGGAACGCUCACGGACUGUGUGGUAAUGAGAGAUCCAAACACCAAGUGCUCCAGGGGCUUUGGGUUUGUCACAUAUGCCACUGUGGAGGAGGUGGAUGCAGCUACGAAUGCAAGGCCACACAAGGUGGAUGGAAGAGUUGUGGAACCAAAGAGAGCUGUCUCGAGAGAAGAUUCUCAAAGACCAGGUGCCCACUUAACUAAAUACCAUGCUAUGAAUGGCCACAACUGUGAAGUUAGGAAAGCCCUGUCAAAGCAAGAGAUGGCUAGUGCUUCAUCCAGCCAAAGAGGUCGAAGUAGUUCUGGAAACUUUGGUGGUGGUCGUGGAGGUGGUUUCGGUGGGAAUGACAACUUUGGUCGUGGAGGAAACUUCAGUGGUCGUGGUGGCUUUGGUGGCAGCCAUGGUGAUUGUGGAUAUGGUGGCAGUGGGGAUGGCUAUAAUGGAUUUGGUAAUGAUGGAAGCAGUUUUGGAGGUGGUGGAAGCUACAAUGAUUUUGGCAAUUACAACAAUCAGUCUUCAAAUUUUGGACCCACGAUGGGAGGAAAUUUUGGAGGCAGAAGCUCUGGCCCUUACGGCGGUAGAGGCCAAUACUUUGCAAAACCACGAAACCAAGGUGGCUAUGGCAGUUCCAGCAGCAGCAGUAGCUAUGGCAGUGGCAGAAGAUUUUAAUUAGCAAACAAAGCUUAGCAGGAGAGGAGAGCCAGAGAAGUGACAGGGAAGCUACAGGUUACAACAGAUUUGUUAACUCAGCCAAGCACAGUGGUGGCAGGGCCUAGCUGCUACAAAGAAGACAUGUUUUAGACAAAUACUCAUGUGUAUGGGCAAAAAACUCGAGGACUGUAUUUGUGACUAAUUCUAUAACAGGUUAUUUUAGUUUCUGUUCUGUGGAAAGUGUAAAGCAUUCCAACAAAGGGUUUUAAUGUUGAUUUUUUUUUUUGCACCCAUGCUGUUGAUUGCUAAAUGUAAUAGUCUGAUCGUGAUGCUGAAUAAAUGUCUUUUUUUUUUAAUGUGCUGUGCAAAGUUAGUCUACUCUGAAGCCAUCUUGGUAAAUUUCCCCAACAGUGUGAAGUUAGAAUUCCUUCAGGGUGAUGCCACAUUCUAUUCGGAAUUUAUUUACAACCUGCUUGGGUGGAGAAGCCAUUGUCUUCGGAAACCUUGGUGUAGUUGAACUGAUAGUUACUGGUGUGACCUGAAGUUCCCCAUUAAAAGGGAUUACCCAAGCAAAAUCAUGGAAUUAUUGGUUAUAAAAGUGAUUAUUGGCACAUCUUAUGCAAUGUAUCUAAAUUGAAUAAUGGUACCAGAUAAAAUUAUAGAUGGGAAUGAAGCUUGUGUAUCAUCCAUUAUCAUGUGUAAUCAAUAAACGAUUUAAUUCUC
Molecule: messenger RNA, 1539 nt
Organism: Nomascus leucogenys (northern white-cheeked gibbon)
Lineage: Eukaryota; Metazoa; Chordata; Mammalia; Primates; Hylobatidae
Product: heterogeneous nuclear ribonucleoprotein A1-like
Exons: 2
Coding region: 58-834 (258 amino acids)
Molecular function (GO): RNA binding
Source: RefSeq, a predicted model, not a curated record